UUAUAGAUAAACGUACUACGUCCUUAUAUGGAAAGUCUGGAACAGCUGGGAAUCACUGUGUAGGCUUCCACUGUGGCUGUGAUGUCAUCGGGUGUGCUGUUUUAUGGACUACAUGCACUGAUGUGCUAGAUGCUCACUGCGAUGUGGAACACAGAGAAAGUAUGACGCUUGAUAAUAUGUCGCAGGAGACAAUUCUGGUGGAGGUGCCAGAGUCUACCUCCGACUUGAACGACACCGGCAACAGCGACAACAGUGACUUCCUUAGCCACGCUAUCACUAAUGUUCUCAUCACCAUCUUCGCUUGCAUCAUCAUCCUCGCAACCGUCAUCGGUAACCUCAUGGUUAUUGCUGCCGUUCUUGUAGAGCGACGACUACGUAAGGUGGGGAACACCUUUAUCAUUAACCUUGCUUUGAGUGACAUCCUCGUUGGAACGCUUGUCACCCCUAUGGCGUUGGCAUACCAGUUGAUCGGGGAGUGGAAGUUUGGACGCCCAUUUUGUGAUUUCUGGAUCUCCAUGGAUGUCAUAUGUUGUACGGCAAGUAUUGCUAACUUGUGUGUAAUCAGUUACGACCGAUUUAAUGCUAUCACCCAGCCACUGAGAUACGCCCGAAAGAGGACUUUCAAGAGGGCGAUGAUAUCGACACUGUCAGUUUGGGGAUAUUCUGUGUUGAUUGCUGUGCCCCCAUUUCUAGGGUGGCGGGAGACCAUUGAUGACACGCAUAUGAGCGAGUGCCAAAUCUCUCAAGAUAAGGGAUACACCCUAUAUUCUACCAUCGGUGCCUUCUAUCUGCCAUUGCUCUUCAUGCUGUUUUCUUAUAUACGGAUAUACAGGGUAACGAGUAGAAGGACUCGACAAUGGCGGAGAGGCCCUGGAUCCAGUAAAAUGAUAACGGAACGUCAUAGUGACCAGGAGGCUGCGAAUUUCAAACUUUUAAGUCUGAAAAAUUCAAAUGAGGUAUGUCCCACUGCCACCAACGCUGAACAAACUGUUCAAGAAAAAAGUAGCUCAACCCCGGAAUCACAGGUGCCUCCCCUCCCAACGUAUGGGACGUAUGGACAAACAGAUGCUAGUGAAAUACCCUGCCCCCCACGGCCCCCUUUCUCAGGCCCUCCCACCAGCUCCUCCCGCCCUCCUCGCUCAGCCUUCCCAAAGAAGUUGAUACGUCAGAUUUCAAACCUCCCGAGCAGUGACAGCAGUACAACUACUUCAACAUCAACGACUGCGAGCUCAGAGACAACAGCGGACAGUUUUCUCGAUAAAAGAGCUUCUAUAAAAACUGCAAUCCUACUGGAAAGAAAAGACUCAAUGUUCAAGGUCUUCCAAGAUUCUAACCCGAACUACAGAAAGAGUGUGACGUUCCUGAUGCCGGCUCCAGUCCCAGCUGAUGGCAGCAGUGAAGAGAAAGAUGUUUCUGUCGACGAAGUCUCUCGGUACACAGUCCACAUUAACAAAGACAACCGUCGUAAGAAAAAGAAAAUUUCUGUGUCUCAAGAAAAACGAGCUGCAAAAACACUUAGUAUUGUGAUGGGGUGUUUCAUCAUCUGUUGGCUUCCAUUCUUCCUAGUGGCCCUGAUCGAACCUUUGUGUACUGAUUGUGAACUCCAUCCUUCUUUGGUGGGAGUUGUCCUCUGGAUGGGAUACUGUAACUCGGCUCUCAAUCCUAUCAUAUACACAUUCUUCAAUAAAGACUUCCGGUACGCUUUCAAAAAGAUGAUAACUUGCGGCCAAAAGAAAACGGCUACACUGUUGUAAACUCCAAGCUUCUGUUCCAGAGGAUCUUACUGAUGCUGGUCUGCUGUUCUGGAUGUGACAUUUCCACAAGGCAAAUAGAUGCUCCCUCGACAGUGUGUGCCAUGGCCAUUUGUGUUGUGUUGUUAAAUCACAUGGAUUAAUGUAAAUCAUUAUCAAGGUCACGAAAGGAGACAAUGAUAACGCUGACCUCUGAGGAAGAGAACUCUCAAGCCUCCAAUCCCUACAUGUACAUUGGUCCUCUGUGUUUUAUGUAUACUUGGAAUACGGGUGUUAGCGAAGCUCGGUGACGAGGAGUGAUCUGAUCUCAAAAGGCUGUGAUUUUGAUGGACUGCUGUUGAUUUAUGUAUUUGUAACAAAACGAUUGAUAGAGAAAACUUUGUACACAAUUUAUCUUUAUCAUUAACUGAUAUAUUCCAAUUGACUGUUGCCAACUAGGACAUCUACUCGGUAUAUUCAUGCUUGUAACGCUUGAAACGCUGAUAAUGCUUGUCAUGAAAACUUGCUAAAAUUGUAUAAAUCUUCAGCUCGAAACGUUUUUCGAUGUCUGCAGUUCUUCCGCGUAUUUGGCUUGUUUAAUAUAUUGGUCUGAUAUACAUGCAUGGUAUUUUUUUCCAUUAUGGGGACAUUACAGUAUCGAGUUAAUGACUGAAAGAACGUAAACAUCCCUAUGGCACUGAGAAUUUAAGCCAGGGAAAUAUUUCAAAAAUUAUUUCUUCCUUAGAGUAUAUCUUCAUCUUUCAUAACUAUUCCAGCCAUUACUAGCAUGGAUGUAUCAGAGAUGAAGACAUGUACCAAUGUAUGGAACAGGGUCGUUUUUGUACUGACCUGGAAAUGCUACUGCAAAUAUUGUACGAAUGUCUAUACAUCACAUUGUUAAUCUGGUCCAUAAAUACACCACUAAGUCUUGUCAAGUUACUACACAGCGUCUAAUUAGCAUCCAAGCUGAAUUUAGAUACUGAUACUGAUCUUGGAAGUUUUACUACAACUUUUCGGUGUAAGAUGCGUUCGGUCCGCAGGUACGGGGCUGCUUGUUACGAAUCUGUCUGUCAAGGAUCUGUUAGUUACGAAUCUGUCUGUCACGGAUCUGUUAGUUACGAAUCUGUCUGUUACGCAUCUGCUUCACUGAACCGUUUGCUGCAGAUCUGUGAAUCACAGAUCAGACAGUUACGGAUCUGUGGGUCUGUGAAUCACAGAUCAGACAGUUACGGAUCUGUGGGUCUGUGAAUCACAGAUCAGACAGUUACGGAUCUGUCGGUCACAGA
Messenger RNA from Haliotis rubra (blacklip abalone), 3016 nucleotides. RefSeq names its product 5-hydroxytryptamine receptor 1D-like. Gene Ontology annotation, molecular function: G protein-coupled receptor activity. Lineage: Eukaryota; Metazoa; Mollusca; Gastropoda; Lepetellida; Haliotidae. Gene Ontology annotation, cellular component: membrane. Bases 162 to 1754 code for a protein of 530 amino acids. The record is from RefSeq and is a predicted model, not a curated record. Gene Ontology annotation, biological process: adenylate cyclase-activating adrenergic receptor signaling pathway. The transcript has a single exon.